Messenger RNA from Anisakis simplex (herring worm), 555 nucleotides. Lineage: Eukaryota; Metazoa; Nematoda; Chromadorea; Rhabditida; Anisakidae. The record is from the annotation of a GenBank genome assembly.
AUGGCUUUCUUCAUCUUCUUUGCACGCAUUUAUUGUUAUUAUCUUCAACAUCAAAGACCACAUGAGGAGAGACAAAUAAGAUUCUCAACUAUUGAUGAAUGGUACAAAAGAGGACCAUCUGAAAAACUUGCAUCAAAGUUCAGAAAGGGAGCAUGUGAGAAUUGUGGUGCAAUGACACAUAAACUGAAAGAAUGCUUCGAAAGACCACGUAAAUUAGGUGCUAAAUGGACAGGUGAAGAUAUUGCACCUGAUGAAUACCUUCAGCCGAACUUGACGUUAAAAUGGGACGCGAAACGAGAUAGAUGGAACGGUUAUGAUCCGCAGACACAUCAUCAAGUUGUGGAAGAGUACGAGAAACUCGAACAGACCAGAAAAAUGCUACGUGAAGAAAAGAUGAAAGAAGGCAUAUUGGAUGAGGAGGAUGAACAGCAAACGAAGGCGGAAGAAGCACCAAUACAACAUCCACAAGCAGAUGAAGACAUGUAUGCGGAUGACGCUGAUAUGGCCGGUGUUACGGUUGAUAUGGAUUCACGAACCAGAAUCACUGUCAGAAAU